GAUGUCGAGUUGGCACUUUGGCUUUGAAGUUAGUUAGCGCGUCUGGUACGUUCUUGUUUUUGUGUUUUGCAGAAUAGUCUUUAGCCAGAGCGAGAUGACACUACGAAGAGUAAAUAUUUUAAUUCUGGUGCUGAUUGCCAUUGCAUUUCUGAUAAUUGUGCAUCGGAAUCUUCUGAAUCUGAAUGACUUUUUAAGAAAAGAAAACACAGAUACAUUACCAGGUGUUUUACACCCAUUUGAUCCUGACUUUGAGUCUCCACGUAAAUCUGGAGUUUCCAGAACAGGAGAAGAAAUUCCCGUUGUGAUCACUGCAGCUGAGGAGAGACUUGGUGCUGUGAUAGCAGCCAUGAACAGUGUAUACCACAACAGUAAAUCCAACAUCGUUUUCAACAUUGUAACGAUGAAUGACACAGCAGAUCACUUAAAAUUAUGGCUGAGCAAAACUCAUUUGAAUGAAGCAAAGUAUAAAAUUAUUCCAUUUGAACCAAAGAUUCUGAAUGGGAAGAUAUCAAAAGAUCCCCAGAAGGCUGACACUGUAAAGCCGCUGACGUUUGCCAGAUUUUAUAUGCCCCUGUUCAUACCGGAUGCAGAGAAAGCAGUCUAUUUGGAUGAUGAUGUCAUUGUACAAGGGGACAUCCAGGAACUGUUUGACACUAACCUCAAGGCUGGACAUGCAGCUGCCUUCUCAGACGAUUGUGACUCUGCAUCUUCCAAAGGAAUUGUCCGAGGGGCAGGAAACCAGAACAACUACAUCGGCUUCCUGGACUUCAAAAAGGAAGCAAUCAAAAAGCUUGGGAUGCGAGCCAACGCAUGUUCAUUCAACCCUGGUGUCUUUGUGGCCAAUCUGACAGAGUGGAAGCACCAGAACAUUACCAGCCAGCUGGAAACGUGGAUGGAGCGAAACGUGGAGGAGGACCUUUACAGCCGGACCCUAGCUGAUAGCGUCACCACCCCACCCUUGCUUAUAGUCUUCUACAAGCGCCACUCCAGCAUUGACCCAAUGUGGCAUGUCCGGCACCUUGGAUCCACCGGAGCUGGAAAUCGCUACUCCCCCCAGUUUGUGAAAGCUGCCAAACUGCUGCAUUGGAAUGGACAUUACAAGCCAUGGGGGAGGACUUCCUCUUUCUCUGAUAUUUGGGACAAGUGGUACGUUCCAGACCCAACUGGCAAAUUUCACCCGGUCCGAAGACACACUGAAGACAAGUAAACUUGUGAUCUUUCUGGACCACAAGUUACAUUGCUUUUUUCAUUGUCCUUUUCAGUGACUUCUCAGGAAGGUUUACAUGACACAAGAAUAUUCUGACACAUGAAAUCCAUUUCUUGUGCAGGACUAACAAGAUGUUUUUCAGCUGCAUGGCACUGUACAGGUUAAAAUACUGAAGAUUAUCUGUUAUAGUGCCUCAGGGACAUCUCACCGUCAUUUGCCAAGACUGUGAGAAGCAUUCCACCAACAUUUUGACCACUCUGCUUCUUAGAAACCAAGACUCAUGCAGUACGAAUGGCUGAUUGGCUUUUAAACCUGCAGCCUGCUUAUGUCAUCUCAGAUGUAGUUUCUGAUUGGCCAGAGGGUCGGUGUUUUGAUAAUCCUAGCCUAUUGCCGGUUGUGUCUUGCACUUUAACUUUCUACAUGUGUGGUGUUUAUACUAAUGUUAUUGCAGAAUUUCCAGUAUCAAGUUCAACUCCAUUGCUGUAAUUACUACCAGUGUAGAAAAAGGCUUGCAUUAUCAGAUACAGUAUUUAGAUAUGCUUUAGUUAUUACAUUCUGGCAGCUGCUGCUAUGGUGUGAAUGCGCACUGUUGAUUUAUGCUUUUUCUUGAGGAUGUAAGGAUUUGUACCACUUGACCAUCUUCACUUUACUUGUUGGAUGAAAAAAUGUUUUCAGGGAAAUAUUCCCAUUUCUGAUAUUUUUGUGGACAAUUGUAUGUAAAAAAAAAAAUCCAGAUAAUAUUUUAAACACU
Molecule: messenger RNA, 1958 nt
Organism: Megalops cyprinoides (Indo-Pacific tarpon)
Lineage: Eukaryota; Metazoa; Chordata; Actinopteri; Elopiformes; Megalopidae
Gene: glt8d1
Product: glycosyltransferase 8 domain containing 1
Exons: 10
Coding region: 95-1207 (370 amino acids)
Cellular component (GO): Golgi apparatus
Molecular function (GO): glycosyltransferase activity
Source: RefSeq, a predicted model, not a curated record